Striga hermonthica is the source of this 504-nucleotide messenger RNA. The record is from the annotation of a GenBank genome assembly. Lineage: Eukaryota; Viridiplantae; Streptophyta; Magnoliopsida; Lamiales; Orobanchaceae.
AUGGCUGGUGGAGAAGAGGAAUCAAUUGAAGCUGCAGCUUUGGCACGCAGAGAGAGGCUGAGAGCACUUAAAGCUGCUCAGGAACUCCUCAACACACCCGAUGAAAAUGCGGGACAUGGUAACAAUCAGAGACCGCGAGAGCAGCUGGAGCAUGAAAAAGAUGAAGAUGAUAAUGAAGAUGACAAUGACGAAGAAAAGGCCAAUGUAACUGUGAAAUUCCGAAAUUAUCUUCCUCAUGACAAGCAACUUCAAGAGGGUAAAGUUGCACCGCCUGUGUUACCUAAAUUUGAAGACCCUGCUAUGGCAGCUCUUCCUCCAGAGGAGAAGAAAAAAGAGGAUCCAUUUUUAAAUAUAGCACCAAAGAAACCAAACUGGGACCUGAGAAGGGAUGUGCAAAAGAAGCUCGACAAGCUUGAAAGACGCACUCAAAAGGCGAUGUUACUACUCGUAGAGCAGGAAGCCAACAGAAGAUCUAGAGAAGAUGGAGAAAAUGAUGAAGACUGA